AUGAAAAAAAAAAAAUCAUGGAUACUUUUCACCUCAAAAUUAAAUUCCAAAGAGUCAGCUACAAAAAUCUGGAACAAAGUUAAAAUCAUAAAAGGGAUAACAUUGGUACAAAUUAAAACCAUUUUAACAGACAAUGCAAUUCUUACCGACCCUCAUACAAUAGCCCAGUCAAUUGGGCAUCACUUCUAUUCAAAUAGUAGCAACGCCAACUUAAAUUAUGACUUCCUAAAAUAUAAACAAGAAACCGAAACCAAUAAUUCCCCCUUCAUAUAUGAGAACCAAAGCUUAGGGGACAUUCUAAAUGAACCGAUAACAUUAAGUGAACUAAAUACAGGUCUACUAGGAAAAAAGAGUAACAGUUGUGGUUCUGACAAAAUACCUUUUAUCUUUUUACAAAACCUAACCCCAAGUGGCAACCUCCUACUACUUAAACUAUUCAAUCAGAUCUGGCGAUUGGGGAUAUUACCAGUCAAAUGGAAAAAUGCUAUUAUCACUCCUAUACCCAAAAAAAACGAUGAUAGAUUAAAACCAACCGGAUACCGACCAAUCUCUGUCCUGUGUAGCAUGAGCAAACUACUAGAAAAAAUAGUAUACAACAGACUAUAUUGGUUUGCGAAUAAAUAUAACCUUCUAUCACCUUUCCAACAUGGUUUCAGAAAGCACCAUUCCACCACUGACUGCCAUGUAAAAAUAGAAUCAGAAAUAUUGGAGACAUUUGCUAAUAAACAAAUAAUGAUUCUAAUAAGCUUAGAUUUACAAAAAGCUUACGACACUGUUUGGCGUUACAGAGUAAUCGAAUUGCUUAAAAAAUGGAAUAUUCACGGUAAUAUGAUAAACUACCUAACUAACUUCCUAAGCCAAAGAACAUUUCAAUUAAAAAUCAGGGAGUACACCUCUAAUACCUUUGAUUUAGAAAAUGGUGUACCGCAAGGAUCUCCACUCAGUGUCUUUCUAUUGCAAACCGCCAUCAACAAUCUCCCUGACUCCAUACCUAAACCAAUCCAAUCAAUUAUCUUUGCUGACGACACACACAUCUUCGUUAGAGGAAAUUCAAUCUCUUCAAUAACCAAAUUACUACAAGACUGCCUCAAUGAAAUGUCAAAAUGGUGUCAUAAUUCAGGCUUUAUUUUCUCUCCACACAAAACCAAAUGUAUCCUUUUUUCCAGAAAAAGGAACGUAACCAGACCCAAAAUUUACUUAAACACCAUCUGCUUGCCUUUUACUGAAAAUAUUACUAUCCUUGGCCUUACCUUCGAUUCUAAAUUAACAUGGAAACCUCACAUUUUGAAAACAAAAAAAUCAGCCUACCAAAACCUAAGAGUAAUUAAAACUCUUAGUCAUCUAGAAUGGGGUGCCGAGUUUUCAAUUUUAUUAAAUUUAUACAGAACACUAGUUAGAUCAAAACUAGACUACAGCUCAAUCUGCUAUGGAAACUCUAAUUGGCAUAUAUCCAAACUUCUUGACCCAGUCCAUAACACCGGUAUAAGAUGUUCAAUUGGAGCCUUCAGAAGCAGCCCUAUCUCCAGCCUAUUAGCCAUCACUGGGGAGCCUCCACUUCAAUAUCGCAGGCUAAAACUAUCACUCAAAUAUAUAACCAGAAUUUUGUCCACUCCAGAUAAUUCAACUAUUCGUUAUCUAAAUGUAAACCAAUCUCCAUCUGUAUAUGUUUUAAACACAAAUCUCAGAAAACCACUAAGCACAAGAUUUCGCAAAGAAAUGUCCGACAACAAUAUCUCCCCAGACACAAUCCUUCAAUAUGAGACCUGCCUUACUCCCCCAUGGAGUUUAAAUCAAUUAGAAAUUGAUACCAGUCUUAGUGCCCAUGUUAAAAAAGAAACACCCGAAAUAGUCUAUCGGAACCUAUUUAAUGAACUAAUUCAUACGGAUAACCAUAAUAAGACACAAAUCUAUACAGAUGCAUCCAAAACUUCUACAGGCAUAGGUCUGGCAGUUAUACAUAAAAGUUCUACUCAAGCAUUUCAAUUAAAUAAUCAUAGCAGUAUUUAUACGGCUGAAUACAUAGCUCUUUUAAAAGGUGUUCAAACAGCUGUAAAUAAAAAUUAUGAAAGAAUCGACAUCUGUUCCGACUCACUCAGUGUCCUGUCAAAUAUAAAAUCUAAUACUCAGAUCAAUCCCUUAGUCUUAAAGAUAAAAAAUAUUAUACAUUUAUCCAAUAAAUACAUACGUUUCAUAUGGACUCCGGAUCACUGCAAUAUCAGAGGAAACGAAGAAGCAGACAAAGCAGCCCGAAAUGCUAUAAGUAACCCCAACUCCUUAACACUUUCUCUUAUGUCUCCAGUUGAUAUAAUCAGAAACGUCGACAAAUACUGCAUGCAAUUAUGGGACUCAGAUUGGCGUCUAGUUACCGAUUACAAAUUAAGGAAAAUCAAACACUCAGUUGAACCUUGGCCAAAACUCAAUUUUUCAAACCGAAAAGAAGAUGUUAUUGUGAACCGACUUAGAAUUGGCCACACGAGAGUAACCCAUGGAUACCUAAUGGAAAAGACCGAACCUCCUAUAUGCCGCUCUUGCAAUACUCCCAUGACAGUCAAGCAUAUCAUCAUCCACUGCCAAAUCUUCACUGAAGCCAGAAAAGAAUAUGAAAUUCCAGACAAUCUGUAUGAUGCCAUAGGACCUUACGCAGACAUACCAAAAAUAAUAUCUUUUUUUAUGGGCUUUCCUAAAUACCACAACAAACUACAUUUCGACUAA
This is a messenger RNA of Myzus persicae (green peach aphid), 2712 nucleotides long. RefSeq lists its product as uncharacterized. The record is from RefSeq and is a predicted model, not a curated record. NCBI's taxonomy places the organism in Eukaryota, Metazoa, Arthropoda, Insecta, Hemiptera, Aphididae. Gene Ontology annotation, molecular function: nucleic acid binding; RNA-DNA hybrid ribonuclease activity. The coding region runs from base 1 to 2712 and encodes 903 amino acids. The transcript is spliced from 2 exons.